Messenger RNA from Urocitellus parryii (Arctic ground squirrel), 6884 nucleotides. It is a transcript of the gene Cux1, whose product is annotated as cut like homeobox 1. Gene Ontology annotation, molecular function: RNA polymerase II transcription regulatory region sequence-specific DNA binding; DNA-binding transcription factor activity, RNA polymerase II-specific. Gene Ontology annotation, cellular component: nucleus; Golgi membrane. Gene Ontology annotation, biological process: intra-Golgi vesicle-mediated transport; regulation of transcription by RNA polymerase II. The record is from RefSeq and is a predicted model, not a curated record. Lineage: Eukaryota; Metazoa; Chordata; Mammalia; Rodentia; Sciuridae.
ACUUUCCCUGAGCGCAGGCCCCGCGCUGCUCGCCGGCCCCCGGGCUGGGGGCGCUUCCUCUCCGCCGCCGCUCCGGGCGGCCGUUGCCGCGCGCCCGGGGACUUCAGCGGCCCACAGUGACCCGCCGCCGGCUCCUCUCCGGCCCUCUGCUCGGGGAGCCUGUCCUCCCCGCGGGGUCCGCCGGCGCUAUGGAGCGCUCGGCAGGUCCGCCCCGGGGCGGCUUUGCGGGCCAGGUUUUCGAAAGCAGAGCCCCGGGGACCCCGCUGGACUGUGGCGUGCGGGACCACGGUCCCCGAGCCGACCCCCAGGCGCCGCGAGGGGCUGCUGCCGGGGCUCCCCACCCGGCGCCCGAGCUGCCGCCGUGCUCCGGGGCUGCGUUCCUGCCUGCCACCCCCGACCCGGAGGAGCUGAGCGCCGGAGGGCUGCGCCCCGCACGGGCCAGUUCGGCGCCCGCGACGCCGAGACAGCCCCCGGACUCUGCCAGGUGGAUGUUGUGCGUAGCCGGAGACAAGUUGAAGAGAGAACUCGAUGCCACCGCGACAGUGUUGGCGAACCGUCAGGAUGAAAGCGAACAGUCCAGGAAGCGGCUCAUCGAGCAGAGCCGCGAGUUCAAGAAGAACACUCCAGAGGAUUUGCGCAAGCAGGUAGCGCCGCUGCUGAAGAGCUUCCAGGGGGAGAUUGAUGCACUGAGUAAAAGAAGCAAAGAAGCUGAGGCGGCCUUCUUGAAUGUCUACAAGAGACUGAUCGACGUUCCAGAUCCCGUGCCAGCUCUGGACCUGGGGCAGCAGCUGCAGCUCAAAGUGCAACGCCUGCACGACAUCGAAACAGAGAACCAGAAACUUAGGGAGACGCUCGAAGAAUACAACAAGGAAUUCGCCGAAGUGAAAAACCAAGAGGUUACGAUAAAAGCACUUAAAGAGAAAAUCCGAGAAUACGAGCAGACACUGAAGAGCCAGGCCGAGGCGAUCGCGCUCGAGAAGGAACACAAGCUGCAGAAUGAUUUUGCCGAGAAGGAGAGACAGCUGCAAGAGACUCAGAUGUCGACCACCUCGAAGCUGGAGGAAGCAGAACACAAACUUCAGACUCUGCAAACAGCCCUGGAAAAAACUCGAACAGAAUUAUUUGACCUGAAAACCAAAUACGAUGAAGAAACUACUGCAAAGGCCGACGAGAUCGAAAUGAUCAUGACUGACCUGGAAAGAGCAAACCAGAGGGCAGAGGUGGCUCAGCGAGAGGCGGAGACCUUACGGGAGCAGCUCUCCUCGGCCAACCACUCUCUCCAGCUGGCCUCCCAGAUCCAGAAGGCGCCGGAUGUGGAGCAGGCCAUAGAGGUGCUGACUCGCUCCAGCCUAGAAGUUGAGUUGGCCGCCAAGGAGAGAGAGAUCGCCCAGCUGGUGGAGGACGUGCAGAGACUCCAGGGCAGCCUCACCAAGCUKCGGGAGAACUCCGCCAGCCAGAUCUCCCAGCUGGAGCAGCAGCUGAGCGCCAAGAACAGCACGCUCAAGCAACUGGAAGAAAAGCUCAAAGGCCAGGCCGACUAUGAGGAGGUGAAGAAAGAACUGAAUAUCCUGAAGUCCAUGGAGUUCRCGCCGGCUGAGGGAGCUGGGACGCAGGAUGCAGCCAAGCCCCUGGAGGUGCUGCUGCUGGAGAAGAGCCGCUCCCUGCAGUCGGAGAACACRGCGCUGCGCGUCUCCAACAGCGACCUGAGCGGGUCAGCCAGGAGAAAAGGGAAAGACCAGCCUGAGAGUCGGCGCCCUGGACCCUUGCCGGCCUCCCCUCCUCCUCAGUUGUCCCGCAACGCGGGGGAGCAGGCUUCCAAUACUAAUGGUACACACCAGUUCUCACCAGCGGGGUUAAGUCAAGACUUUUUCAGCUCAUCCCUGGCAAGCCCCAGCCUGCCCCUGGCUUCUACAGGAAAAUUUGCACUAAACUCUCUCCUCCAGCGGCAGCUCAUGCAGUCCUUCUACUCCAAGGCCAUGCAGGAAGCAGGAAGCACAAGCAUGAUUUUUUCAACAGGUCCAUACAGCACAAACUCCAUAUCUUCCCAAAGUCCAUUACAACAAAGCCCAGACGUAAAUGGCAUGGCCCCAUCCCCCAGCCAGUCAGAAAGUGCUGGGAGCGUCUCCGAGGGCGAGGAGAUAGACACUGCAGAAAUCGCCCGACAGGUCAAAGAGCAGCUGAUCAAGCACAAUAUCGGACAGCGCAUUUUCGGACAUUAUGUCUUGGGACUGUCUCAAGGGUCUGUGAGUGAGAUCCUGGCCCGGCCGAAGCCAUGGAAUAAGCUGACCGUCCGCGGCAAGGAGCCGUUCCACAAGAUGAAGCAGUUCCUCUCAGACGAGCAGAACAUCUUGGCUCUUCGCAGCAUCCAAGGCAGACAAAGAGAGAAUCCAGGCCAGAGCCUGAACAGACUAUUUCAGGAAGUACCGAAACGAAGAAAUGGGUCUGAAGGUAACAUCACCACCCGCAUCCGAGCCUCUGACACUGGUUCCGAUGAAGCAAUCAAGUCCAUCCUGGAACAAGCCAAGAGGGAGCUUCAAGUACAGAAAACUGCAGAGCCAGCCCAGCCGUCUUCCGCAUCCAGCAGYGGGAACUCUGACGAUGCCAUCCGCUCCAUCCUGCAGCAAGCCCGCCGGGAAAUGGAGGCCCAGCAGGCCGCCCUAGACCCUGCCUUAAAACCAGCGCCGCUGUCCCAGCCUGACCUCGCCCUCCUGACCCCCAAGCUCCUGUCGGCCGCACCCAUGCCCACCGUGCCCGGUUACUCUCCUCUCGCUAUCUCCCUGAAGAAGACGCCCACCGCCCCCGAGGCCAGUGCCCCGGCCCUGCCCAGUGCCCCAGCCCUCAAAAAGGAGGCCCAGGAUGUGCCCGGGCUGGACCCUCAGGGAGCAGCUGAUGCUGCACAAGGGGUCCUGAGGCACGUGAAGAGCGAGCUGGGCCGCGGCAGCGGGUGGAAGGACCACUGGUGGAGCCCGGUACAGCCUGAGAGGAGAAACCCCCCUUCCUCCGAGGAGCCGAAGGCCGAAGAAACUGGGGGCGGGAGAGAAAGGGUCAGUGGCCAGCCCAGGGCCGAGCGCAGCCAGCUCCCAGGACCUUCGUCAUCAUCAGAGUGCUGGAAAGAGUGGCCGAGUGCCGAGUCCCCGUACUCCCAGAGCUCAGAGCUGAGCGUCGCUGGAGCCAGCCGCAGCGAAACACCCCAGAACAGCCCCCUGCCAUCCUCCCCAAUCGUGCCCAUGGCAAAGCCCGCGAAGCCCUCAGUCCCUCCACUGACCCCUGAGCAGUACGAGGUCUACAUGUACCAGGAGGUGGACACCAUCGAGCUCACCCGGCAGGUCAAGGAGAAGCUGGCCAAGAAUGGCAUCUGCCAAAGGAUCUUCGGGGAGAAGGUGCUGGGCCUGUCCCAGGGCAGUGUGAGUGACAUGCUGUCCCGGCCGAAGCCCUGGAGCAAGCUGACCCAGAAGGGCCGGGAACCCUUCAUCCGGAUGCAGCUGUGGCUGAACGGCGAGCUGGGCCAGGGUGUGCUGCCCGUGCAGGGCCAGCAGCAAGGGCCAGCCCUCCACUCGGCRACAUCUCUGCAGGACCCGCUCCAGCAGGGCUGCGUGAGCUCAGAAAGCACUCCAAAGACCUCCGCCAGCUGCAGCCCUGCCCCCGAGUCCCCGAUGAGUUCCAGYGAGUCCGUGAAGAGUCUGACAGAGCUGGUCCAGCAGCCCUGUCCCCCCAUCGAGACCAGUAAAGAUGGCAAACCACCAGAACCCACCGACCCGCCGGCUCCAGACUCCCAGCCUACAACCCCUCUGCCUCUCUCCGGUCACUCAGCCCUCAGCAUCCAGGAGCUAGUAGCCAUGUCUCCAGAGCUGGACACCUACGGCAUAACCAAGAGGGUUAAGGAGGUGCUGACGGACAACAACCUUGGUCAGCGCUUGUUUGGGGAGACCAUCCUGGGGCUCACCCAAGGCUCCGUCUCUGACCUCCUCGCCCGCCCUAAGCCCUGGCACAAGCUUAGUCUGAAGGGACGGGAGCCCUUUGUCCGGAUGCAGCUGUGGCUAAAUGACCCCAAUAACGUGGAGAAGCUGAUGGACAUGAAGCGGAUGGAGAAGAAAGCCUACAUGAAACGAAGGCACAGCUCCGUCAGCGACAGCCAGCCCUGUGAGCCCCCCGCGGUGGGCAUUGACUACAGCCAGGGCGCCAGUCCCCAGCCACAGCACCAACUGAAGAAGCCCCGMGUGGUGCUGGCUCCCGAAGAGAAGGAGGCUCUGAAGCGAGCCUAUCAGCAGAAGCCAUACCCGUCACCAAAAACCAUCGAGGAGCUCGCCACCCAGCUCAACCUGAAGACCAGCACCGUCAUCAACUGGUUCCACAACUACAGGUCUCGGAUCCGCAGAGAGCUCUUCAUCGAGGAGAUCCAGGCCGGGAGCCAGGGCCAGGCAGGCGCCAGCGACUCGCCGUCGGCCCGGAGCGGCCGCGCCGCGCCCAGCUCGGAGGGCGACAGCUGCGACGGCGUGGAGGCCGCCGACGCCGAGGAGCCGGGCGGCCCCGCGGCCGCCGCCAAGUCUCAGGGAGGGCCGGCCGAGGCGGCCUCGGCCCCGGCGCCGCGGGAGGAGGCGCCGCGGCCGGCGGAGAGGGCGGAGCCGCCGCCGCCGGGGACCCCGGGCCCGGACGACGCCGACGACGCGGGACGGCCCCGGCCGCCCGAAGGCCCCGACGGCCCGGCGCCCGUGCCAAACCCCGCUGCCGCGCCCGCGGCCGGGGAGGACGCCGCUACCUCAGCCGCYGCGCCCGCAGAGGGCCCCGGCGCGGCCCGGGACGGCGCCGAGCGGAGUUGCGCCUUGCCAAGCACCAGCGCGCCCGCGGCCGCGCGCAGGCCCAGCUCGCUGCAGAGCCUCUUCGGCCUGCCCGAGGCGGCGGGCGCCCGGGACUCGCGGGACAACCCCCUGCGCAAGAAGAAGGCCGCCAACUUGAACAGCAUAAUCCACCGCCUGGAGAAGGCCGCCAGCCGGGAGGAGCCCAUCGAAUGGGAGUUCUGAGGGCGCCCGCCGGCCUCGCCCGGGCCGCGGCCGCGGAGCGCCUGCCCAGCCCGGCCAGUCCGCGAGGGCGGCGCGCCGCAGGACCGCGCUGCGCACUUACCGCCCUGCGGGCCACAGGGCAAAAUCGCCAUAGGCCAAGGUGCAUAUAGAAAACAAAGGAGCAUUAAGCCCAAUCUAUGUCGUGUUUUCAAGGAAGAAAACGGAAAUGUGUAGUCGAGCUUUUUUGUACCCUGAAGUGUUUUUUUUAUUGCCCUAAGUGAUUUCCACAGGUUCUGGAAUAACUCUUACAGCUUUGCCUUGCGCCCUCCUCUUUCGUGUGGGCUUAAAAAAAAAAAAAAUCAAACCCACAUAUUAAAAGGGGGCUUUUUAUCUGCCAUCUGAUGGCUUCAGAGCGAUAAUACACUAUUAUCUUCUUAAACCAGGAAAAGGGUGGGGGGGGAUUUUUCAGAAAAAUUAAAAAAGAAAGUUUUUGUAGCUGUUCAGUUGCCACUAAGAGAUUGCACAGUCAAACCGACUCUAAACACACUAGUUUGGAUUCCUAAAUAUUUUCAAGAAAAGAAUCUUCUCGUUUGAAACUUUGACUUAAAAUAAAACACAUUUACUCCACAUAUUUUUUAACAAAAAAGAAAAGUCACAUCAGGAAAAUAUCUGAUUUUGUGGUAGCUGACCGUAGUGUUUUCUCGUAYGUGAAUAGAAUCCUGACAUGUAGUGCACAUUGAUCCAUAGCUUUAACUGACCCUGGGCUUUUGCCGACCAGGGUUUGUUUAAUACACUCCAUUCUAGGCCAAAUCAGGACAAAAAGAAAAGAUCCGAAUCUAGGUAUUUUAUAAUCUGCUUUUUAACCUCUAACCGCAGAGCACGCUGAUCAGACCUCAUAUCUGGGAGGUUUAGGAGACAAGUUAGAACUGUAGCAUGUACCCAUUCAUUUUGUUAAUUUAUGGAGUCCUGUCUGUGUUCGUGCGUCCGCCCAUGUACGAGCAUUGAGAGAAAGGGAAGAGUAGGCCGACAUGGUGGCGGCAGGCAGUCCUGGGCCAGGCUGGCCCGCCGUGCAGCACUCCGCACUGGGCACCUCACUUCCCACCACCGCCCUGGCUCCCAUGGGAAGGGGCGGCCUGGGCCUGGGCCAGGCUGGUGCCCACGCGCGCUCUUUCCCCUUCUUCCCACCACAAGCACUGAUGACCCCAUGGAACUCGUGGGAAGCUUCCUUCCCUGCAGAAGAGAAUGUGGCAGUCUGGGCUGCGCUCCCACCCCUGUAGAGAAGCCCACACUCGCACACAAUGCUGAUGCUCUUCACUUCCAGACCAGACCAUUGGCCCUUCAUCCAUUUCGCCUCUUGGAAGGUUCUUUUAUGCACAGUUUAGGGCAGUCUAAGUACAAAUCAAAAGUCUAACUUGUCUCGGAUUCCUCCUGUUGUCUAUGUGUAUACGCGUGAGAAUAGAGGUGGAUGAGAGUGUGCGUGCGUGCGUGUGUGCAAUUUUAUACGUCUGUGUAUUUUCUUAAGUACCUGUGCACACAUAGAGUGCAUUACUGCCACCUUUUUCAAUAAGCUGUUUAUCAGUUAUGGCUUCUACAAGUUUGCUAAUUUAGACUCCUUUAUUGCCAUAUCUUUAAACUAACAAUAGAUGAUUUCGGUAUAUAUAUAUAUUUUUUUUUGCUUAUUUAUAGGUGCUGUAUUUUAUUAUCUGAUUGUUAGGAAGGGAUGAAAGGGGCAAAUAUUCUUUAGAGGGAUAGACUGCCGGCAGUAUUGGGUAUAAUUUACAAGAUGUAGUUGUCAUACUGUAUAUUACUGAUUGAAAACUUUUUGACCGUAUUGUGUAUCAUUGAAACCUUUGUCUUAGGUCAACAUCUUUGGAUGACAUUUUAAUG